Messenger RNA from Punica granatum (pomegranate), 1037 nucleotides. Lineage: Eukaryota; Viridiplantae; Streptophyta; Magnoliopsida; Myrtales; Lythraceae. The record is from RefSeq and is a predicted model, not a curated record.
GCCGUCGCCUGCCCUCUCUCUCUCUGGUUCGCUGCUUGCUUGCUUGCUUGCUUCUUCUUCUUCUUCUUCCUCACCGGUGCUCGGUGGCGGCUGCUCCUCUUCUUCUGAACCCCUGGCGAUCUCUUUGUGAUCGCCAAUCCAAUCUUUUCGUCCCCUACCGCAUCCGCUGCCAAGUUGAAGAAGGGAAAGAGUUGACAAUUUUUCACUUUACCGCUGUUUCUUGCCUAAUUUCGACUGGAUUGAUCAGCGAGCAGGACGGGAAUCAUUGCUGUGGUUUCACUUUAGUUGGUGGAAAGGGAAACUGCUCUAACCUCUCUCUCCUUCCCCGUAGGGAUGACAAAGUUCAGGAAGCUCGGUAGACCCACUGGUCACAGGAUGUCCAUGCUCAGGACAAUGGUUUCACAGUUGGUGAAGCACGAGCGGAUCGAAACCACUGUCGCCAAGGCAAAAGAGGUUAGGCGGCUCGCCGAUAAUAUGGUGCAGCUUGGGAAAGAGGGUUCCCUUUCUGCUGCUAGGCAUGCAGCUGCGUUUGUGCGAGGGGAUGACGUCCUUCACAAGCUGUUUACAGAGUUAGCUUAUAGAUACAAAGACAGAGCUGGGGGAUACACGAGACUUCUUCGAACCCGCAUCCGAGUUGGUGAUGCCGCUCCCAUGGCUUACAUUGAGUUCAUUGACAGAGAAAACGAACUUAGACAGUCGAAACCACCAGCACCUCAACUUCCGCAACGACCAUCCUUGGAUCCAUGGACAAGAUCCAGGCUGUGCAGGCAGUUUGCUCCACCAAAGGAGGAGAAAAGCUUGGGGCCGGAUUCAUGAUAUGCUUAGUUUUGUGCAUCAAAAUCAAUUUUGUCCCCAGAUAUUAUAUUAGGCGAAGGAAUUUUUCCCUUUAAUCUGUAAAAGAGGUAUUUGCUGACAGAUCUCUCACUACCUUGGUUUAAUGUUUUUAGGAUCUGUACGCAGACAUCCCUUCGGGUUUAUGUGUUGUUUGUGAUGAAUAAGAAAGAUUAGUCUAAGUAGGCUAUCUCCGCCGAGUCUAA